Rubroshorea leprosula is the source of this 896-nucleotide messenger RNA. The record is from the annotation of a GenBank genome assembly. Lineage: Eukaryota; Viridiplantae; Streptophyta; Magnoliopsida; Malvales; Dipterocarpaceae.
UCUCUCCAACAGCAAAGUGGUCUUCCCUCACCUUUUUCACUUUCGAAAUUUUAAACCUAAAAAAACCACGAAGAUUGCAUUCUUUAUUUCCUUUACAAUCUCUUUUUAAGUUUAAUUAUCCCUUAAUUAAGCCUGACACUAGUGCCCAGUGAAAUUCUCUGAGCAACUUUAAUGUUCUUAGAGCUCAAUAAUAUCAUUCCCAUCUCUUGAAUCCUCAACAAAUUAAGAAAAUGGGUUUCAUGUUUGUGAAGAAGAUGACUUUACUUUUCCUCCUGGUUUCAGCUUUUCUUUUCUCAGCUUCUUUUGCAGCUGACCCAGGAUCAAAGUUUCUGAAUAGAGAAGAUGAGGAAGUAUGGGAUGAGGAGAGUGGUAGUACUGAAGAAAAUGAUGCCAUGAUCCAUGAAAGGCUUCUUAGCGCAGACUCUGGAGACUAUGGGAAAGUCAAUCCAGCGCCAAAACUUGCAAAGCCUCCUUUCAAGGUCAUCCAAAACUAAUUACUCAUGCUUCCAUACAUUUAAAUAAAUGAAGAAAAUUAUGGAAUAUAUAAUAAGUCAUGAUAACUUAUUUCCGUGUAAGUUCUACAUGAAUUAUAAGUUAUUGAUUUCAUAAAUCCAACGGUUGAAAUAAUGAUGCUAUAUCUAGUAACAUAUAUCAAUUGUUGAAUUUAAAAUUCAACUACUGAAAAUUUAUGUAAAAUUUACAUUUGCAUGAGUCAUAUGUAAUAUAUAUGUUGCAUGUAUACAUAUUUAUAUAGCUCUCCUUAGUUUCAAGAAAAUUAUACUAGUCCUUUUUCUCAUGUAUGUUGUGAACUUUCUUCUUCUUCCUUUUUGGAUAUGAAGUACCUUAAUUGCAUCUAACUUUGUGGUUGAAAAACUAUAUAAAGUACAGUAGCUGUU